Caenorhabditis remanei is the source of this 753-nucleotide messenger RNA. RefSeq lists its product as uncharacterized. NCBI's taxonomy places the organism in Eukaryota, Metazoa, Nematoda, Chromadorea, Rhabditida, Rhabditidae. The transcript is spliced from 3 exons. Bases 1 to 753 code for a protein of 250 amino acids. The record is from RefSeq and is a predicted model, not a curated record.
AUGUCCCCAGGAAGUGUCGUUGUCACCGGUGCCAACCGUGGUAUUGGACUCGGACUCGUCCAACAACUCGUCAAGGAUAAGAAUAUCCGUCAUAUUAUUGCGACGGCGAGAGAUGUCGAGAAGGCUACUGAGCUUAACACUAUCAAGGACCCACGUCUCCACGUCCUCCCGUUGGCUGUCACUUGCGACAAAUCGAUCGAUACUUUUGUGUCGAAAGUUGCUGAAAUUGUGGGAGCCGAUGGGUUGAACCUUCUUGUGAAUAAUGCGGGAAUCGCGGUGAAGUAUGGAAGCAAAUCGGAACCAAACCGUGCCAAGAUCAACGAGCAACUCGACGUCAACACCACCAGCGUCGUCGUUCUCAGUCAGAAAUUCCUGCCACUCCUCAAGAAAGCCGCGUCGAAAGUCUCCGGAGAUCAACUCUCAGUCUCUCGCGCCGCCGUUGUCACCAUCUCCUCAGGACUCGGCUCAAUUACUGAAAACGAUACGGGCUCUGGACUCUUCGAGGGUCUUGCCUACAGAAUGAGUAAGGCGGCAGUCAACAUGUUCGCCAAGACAUUCUCGAUUGACAUGAAGGAUGAUCAUAUUCUCGCAGUCAACUUCUGUCCAGGAUGGGUUCAAACUGAUAUGGGAGGGAAGCAGGCGGCGUUGACUGUGGAGCAGUCCACUUCUGAGUUGGUGGCCGCUUUCAAUAAGUUGGACAACUCACACAAUGGAGGAUAUUAUCACAGGGAUCUCGCUCCAUUCAAGUUCUAA